AAAAAAAAAAAAAAAAAAAAAAAUAGGAAUUUCAGGCCUGGUUAAUUGAAGUUAAGAAUGCAAACGUCGAAACACUCCAUAAUAAUAAACGUAAAGAAAUGUUUAUUGAAUUCAUGGAAGAUUAUAACACAGCCACUAUGCCACAUGAAAAGUUUUAUGAUCUUAAUAAGUGGGAAAGACGCCAAGAGUUCAUUAGAAUGGGUGGAGAUCCUAUGGCUACAACCGAUGUUUUUGAUUUUAGAAAAGACGAAGAAAAUCUAAGAAUGCAUCAUCGCCAGAAGGCUAGAGCAGCAGCAGCAUCUCGUCAGCCAGCAUUGCAAUUGUCGGAAGAACAAAUCAAAGAGCUUACUCGAGUUAACAGGGAGCGAGUUGAAGCUGAUCGUAUGCGCAAAAUGGGUUUAAAACCUAAAGAAGGUAUGGGUGUUCGUUAUGAAGAAUAUACUGGUGAAUUUUAAAAAAAAAAAUCAAAAAAUCAGAAAAAAAAGUGUAAUGUCUAUAUUAAAAUGUCAAUAAAUAAAUAAAAGACAGUUGAUAAAAAGGUCCAAGUCAAU
This is a messenger RNA of Cokeromyces recurvatus, 551 nucleotides long. RefSeq lists its product as uncharacterized. The transcript has 3 exons. Lineage: Eukaryota; Fungi; Mucoromycota; Mucoromycetes; Mucorales; Mucoraceae. Bases 99 to 455 code for a protein of 118 amino acids. The record is from RefSeq and is a predicted model, not a curated record.